This is a messenger RNA of Camelina sativa (false flax), 1479 nucleotides long. Lineage: Eukaryota; Viridiplantae; Streptophyta; Magnoliopsida; Brassicales; Brassicaceae. The record is from RefSeq and is a predicted model, not a curated record.
AGGAGGUCGAAGAAGAAGAUCGAGGACAAGGGAUUGGAAAUUAGCAGCAAGAAACCCUAAAUUAUUUUCCGUUGCGAUCAUGAGACCCGUCGUCGUCAUAGGCCAGUAUUUUCGCCGAGGGAAAUCACUUGUUGGGUAUCGCCAGUCCCGCGAUUUUUUUUCCUUGCGUACUCGUGAUCCCCUUGGUAUCUCUUACAUUUUACAUUCCCCUACAUUUUACAUUCUUCGAAUUGUUGUAAUGCCGUAUGAGUUUUCUCCAUGUUAACUCCUUCCCAGUGGACUGUGUUGUUUCUGCCGUCUGUUUCUGGUGGUAUUUUAGAUUCUACACUACAUCAAAGCUUAAUUAUUUUCUACUUUUUGGCAUGUUGGAUAGGGUUUGUUUUAGCACUUUUGGCAGUAGAUUUCACCGUCCUGUUCAAAUGAAUUAGGAUGAUUCUUGGUUAUGUCUACGGCUAUUUAAUUAGGAUUAUGGGACUGUAAAUAGGAAAACUCUGCAGUCUCUAAAAUAUACUGAUUUAUGUGAGCUGAAAUGGUUGGUUGAUGGAGUCGUUGAGUUGAGCUUUGUGACACAAAUUCCGUAUUGGUUGUUUUGGCGGUUCUUUGAGAGGUUGUUGAGCCUUAGUAUCGGGCGCGGACAAGCACAGUAAUGUGGCCCGAGCGAUUCUCGCCGUCCUCGAUUAUAGCUCCACGUCCGACACUCGCAAAUCGUCUGUCGAAUUCCUUGAAUCUAUAAAAUCUGGAGAUGUCAGGGUUUUGGCAAAUACUUCUUUUCAUCUUGUGAAGAAGGAGUGGUCUCCUGAAAUUCGUCUGCAUGCUUUUAAGAUGCUACAGAACCUAAAAUCUGGAGAUGUAAGGUUUCUGGCAAAUACUUCUUUUCAUCUUGUGAAGAAGGAGUGGUCUCCUGAAAUUCGUCUGCAUGCUUUUAAGAUGCUACAGCAUCUGGUCAGACUACAAUGGGACGAAUUAAGUCCUCCGGAGUGCAGGGAUCUUGUUGGUGUUUCUGUUGAACUAAUGUCAGAGGUUGCUAAUGCAUGCGAGAAUUGGCCUCUUAAGAGUCAGUCAGCUGCCCUUGUAGCUGAGAUAGUUAGAAGACAAGGACCUGAUCUUUGGCAUGAGAUAUUUACAUUAUUGACUUCCUUGUCUGCUCAGGGCCCCGUACAAGCUGAAUUGGUCUUGAUGACGCUGAGAUGGCUUCCUGAAGAUAUUACAAUUCACAAUGACGACUUGGAAGGUGACAGGCGUAGGCUAUUGUUGCGCGGACUUGCUCAAUCUUUGCCUGAGAUUUUGCCUUUAUUGUAUAAUCUUCUUGAAAGACACUUUGGAGCUGCAAUAAGUGAAGCUUGUAGGCAACACGUUGACCUGGCAAAACAGCAUGCAAAUGUGGUUAUAGCUUGCUUGAAUGCCAUCAUUGCAUAUGCUGAUUGUGCUCCUGUUCCAGAUCUUGNGUCAAAUUUUUAUCGUUUUAAGCUGGUCAUUUGA